AUGCCAAUCAGCGAGAAAAUACUUUUGAAGAUUCUUGAGCAUAAAAACAGCAAUAUGGAUAAGGUAUUCAAUCUGAUGUGCACAUUACUUGGAUUGCAGUACUUCUUUGAGGGCACAGAGCAACGUGUAUACACGCUUGCAAGCCCUUCGUUCAUCAUAGAUGUUUCAGAAUCUGCAGUGAAGCUCACGUUUGUUGAAGAAAGGUUUUCUGAAUGCUUCCGGUAUGUUGAGUUCUAUUUGGGUAAGUUUCUUGCGAACAAGAAUCUUGUAAACUUCUACUAUUAUCUCAAAAUGUUUGCAAAGAUGGAGACGGGUUAUGAUGAAUUACUGGAUGGUAAAUGCACAGACACAUGCAGAUGUGUCUAUGAUGGUAAGUAUUGUGCAAACGUUCCGUUCAGCAAGAUUGUGCAAUUGAGUGGAGCAGCAGUAUACAACAUAUAUAGACAUAGACUUGAGCGGCACUUAUAUGCAGGAGGAACAAUAAUUGCAAUUCCUGAACAUUCAAAUGAAAAUGAUGUUGCAUUGAUGGCUGUUAAGUGUGAUAAUGGAAAUUGCGUGGAUGUGGUAAUGAAUCUGAAUCUUGCUGUGCAUAUCAACUCUGAAGCAUUAUGCAGAAAGACAUUUGAAUGUAUUUCAAGCACAGAUGUAUAUUGGAAAGGAUUAUGCAAAGGAAAUGAUGUUACGGUGAGAAGCGAUCUUUCUGUGUAUGUUAAUGGAUGCAUUCGCAGAGAGAUUGCUUUUCUGAUGAAGCUUGGAAAGUCUCUUGAGUUUUCGUUGUGCUUUUUUGAUGGACUUUGUUGUUAG
This is a messenger RNA of Ordospora colligata OC4, 804 nucleotides long. RefSeq lists its product as uncharacterized. The transcript has a single exon. The record is from RefSeq and is a predicted model, not a curated record. Bases 1 to 804 code for a protein of 267 amino acids. Lineage: Eukaryota; Fungi; Microsporidia; Ordosporidae.